Messenger RNA from Psammomys obesus (fat sand rat), 922 nucleotides. It is a transcript of the gene Snrpn, whose product is annotated as small nuclear ribonucleoprotein polypeptide N. The transcript has 7 exons. Gene Ontology annotation, biological process: mRNA splicing, via spliceosome. The record is from RefSeq and is a predicted model, not a curated record. Lineage: Eukaryota; Metazoa; Chordata; Mammalia; Rodentia; Muridae. The coding region runs from base 68 to 790 and encodes 240 amino acids. Gene Ontology annotation, molecular function: RNA binding. Gene Ontology annotation, cellular component: U4 snRNP; U5 snRNP; U1 snRNP.
ACCCUCCCCCGAGUAUUAAAGAUCUUGAAAUUUUACUGUUGACAACAGCUAUUGUGGAACAGCAAUCAUGACCGUGGGUAAGAGUAGCAAAAUGCUGCAGCACAUUGAUUAUAGAAUGAGAUGUAUCCUGCAAGAUGGAAGAAUCUUCAUUGGCACCUUUAAGGCUUUUGACAAGCAUAUGAAUUUGAUCCUCUGUGAUUGUGAUGAGUUCAGGAAGAUCAAGCCAAAGAAUGCAAAACAGCCAGAGCGUGAAGAAAAACGGGUUUUAGGUCUGGUGUUGCUUCGUGGAGAGAACUUGGUUUCCAUGACUGUGGAGGGUCCACCUCCUAAAGAUACUGGCAUUGCUCGUGUGCCACUUGCUGGUGCUGCAGGUGGUCCUGGGGUUGGGAGGGCAGCUGGCAGAGGGGUACCAGCUGGUGUACCUAUUCCCCAAGCUCCUGCUGGAUUAGCAGGCCCUGUCCGAGGAGUUGGAGGUCCAUCCCAGCAGGUCAUGACUCCACAGGGAAGAGGUACUGUAGCAGCUGCUGCUGUUGCUGCUACUGCCAGUAUUGCUGGAGCCCCAACACAGUACCCACCAGGACGGGGAACUCCUCCUCCACCUGUAGGUAGAGCAACCCCACCUCCAGGAAUUAUGGCUCCUCCACCUGGUAUGAGACCACCCAUGGGCCCACCGAUUGGCCUUCCCCCUGCUCGAGGGACACCUAUCGGCAUGCCCCCUCCAGGAAUGAGACCCCCUCCACCAGGAAUUAGAGGCCCACCUCCCCCAGGAAUGCGUCCACCAAGACCCUAAGAUAUGGUUGAUAAAUAUCAGCCCUUCUAUUCCCUGGAAUGCAUCUUGUGAAAUUGUGUAGCCUGCAAGCUUUUUUGACCCCUCUUACUGCAUUAAUUAUAGAUAAUAAAUACAUAGAGCAAUUGAAUUGAG